Salmo salar (Atlantic salmon) is the source of this 1195-nucleotide messenger RNA. RefSeq names its product transmembrane protein 42. The record is from RefSeq and is a predicted model, not a curated record. NCBI's taxonomy places the organism in Eukaryota, Metazoa, Chordata, Actinopteri, Salmoniformes, Salmonidae.
UGAGUCUGAUUGGUUGAACCGAGUGAAGCCUUUUAGACAAGGAAGUAGUCAAAUAUGUGACAGUACAGUCUAGUUUAGAUACUAAAUAAACAUGAUUUCAGGUGCAUUUUAUUCAUUAUUAGCGGGCUUUCUUGGAGCCGUCGCCUCCUCGUCAGCCAAGCUGUCUCUGGGCUCAAACUACCUCAAAGGGAUGUGUGAAACAGGGCUGAAAACCUGGUCUCAGGAUGUGGACUACAGGAAUAUUCAGGAGGAAACAUCACCCUGCGAAUGGCUCCACAUCCCUCUGCGGUUGCUGUGUGGAGGACUGCUGUUCACCAGUAAUGCUGUGAUGUGGACCUUCUUCUCCAAGGCUCUGAGACACUCCUCCUCCUCAGCCCGGGCCACGGUCACCACCACCGCAUCCAACUUUGUAUCCUCUGCAUUCCUAGGGAAGCUGAUCUUUGGCGAGACCCAUGCAGCACUGUGGUGGGUGGGCAUCUCUCUAACGCUCUCAGGUUUACUGGUGCUGCAUGGAUCAACUUCUCAACCAGCAGAGGCCAAGAAGGAAGAGUGAAGGACUGUCCACGUGUGGAAUAACAAUACCACUGCAUCAAACACCCCACUGGACCGCCUCGCCGUUUCACAAACGCUUUCUGGCUCAAAUAAUCUGGAUUUCACCAGAACCACGUUCUAUUACCACAAAGGGCUUUGAUGUUACAUCUGACUGUACAUGGAUUCUAACAUGUUACAUCUGACUGUACAUGUUACAUCUGAACAUGGAUUCUAACGUGUUACAUCUGACUGUACAUGGAUUCUAACGUGUUACUACUGACUGUACAUGGAUUCUAACAUGUUACAUCUGACUGUACAUGGAUUCUAACGUGUUACUACUGACUGUACAUGGAUUCUAACAUGUUACAUCUGACUGUACAUGGAUUCUAACAUGUUACAUCUGACUGUACAUGGAUUCUAACGUGUCUCAUCUGACGUGUUUCUGUUCUGUCUUACCGUCUCUGGGUACGACAUGACCAAGGUCUGCACUCCAUACACAAACAUGAUCAGGCUUUUUAAACACUACACAUUAUUAUGCAAACAAAGAAUUUUGAAUACGACCGUUGAGAUGUAUAUUUUAUUGACAAUAUUGUAAUGACCUGUAAGACUAAAUGCGUAUCAAUUUAUUGAAAUUAGAGUUCUGUAAAUAAAUCUUUACAUGAAA